UUUUUCUUGUUUUGUUUUCCAUGGAGAAAUCUUCUGGUUUUUCUGAUAACAUUGCUCCUGAAAAUUCAGACGCAAUGUCUUCUUCUGCUGCGGCAAGUUGUCCUGUUGAAAACCUGUUGUUUUCUGUUGAGAAUCUUUCGUUGAAAGAAGGGAGCGCUGAUACAAAUAACCAUCACGGUUUGUCUACAAGAAACUAUCUUUUGCAUGAUAACGGUGGUCCUUUACCAAGAAUUCGAGAAACCAGGAUUAAUGGGUUCUCACAGUAUCAGACCGGGUUUGAGAAUUCAAUGCUGUUCCCACCACCGCUGUUUUCAGAAUCUGUUUGGGGACCUAACAGUUUGAGCAAUGGAGGGAGUUUUCAGGGUUCAAGAUUGCAACCUCGGGCAAGAAGUCUUGUUCCGAAUUACAAUUUUCUGAGUGGUUCUGCCCUUGACGUGGGGACAGGCAGGGCUGGUCCGGGCCUGGGAGGCGUUGAUAAUAGUAUGGUGCAGAAUCAAGAAGAGCUCAAGAAAGUAAGGAUUUUUCUUGGUUUGCUUCAAGGAGAUAGUAUUGUCAACUAUUGUUCAGACCAACAUGGUUCAAGAACAAUUCAAGGUCUAUUGAGGUUGAGGAACCCGGAGAUUACACGUGAGAUAUAUAAUAAAGUUUUGGCCUUGUCAUCAAGAGGAAUCGCUGUUGUUUUGGAGCUGAUGCUUGAUCAACAUGGAUGGCAUGUCUUUGGUGAACUUAUUGAUGCAUUGAACUAUCAACAGUUGAAAUUGAUUACAUAUGAGAUAACCAAGAACUUGGACGACUUUGUUUCAUUAACUCUCGACACACAUGGUUCGAACUCGAUAAGGAAGGUCAUUAGACUACUCCGGAGAUCGCCUUUGGUUACCUUAGUGAUGAACAAUCUGCGUGCUGCGUUUUUUACAAUCAUGACCGAUCGGAUAGGUUCAUAUGCUGUAUCAGAGUGCUUUAACCAACUGAGUGCUGAAGAUAAUAGGUUAUUAUAUGAAGCAGCCAUUGAAUGUUGUCUUGAUUUAGCAAUAGACCAUGAAGGAUCCCUAGCCUUAAUCAGGGUCAUCAACACCAUCCAAGGUCUGCAAAGAUAUCGGCUCCUAGACAUCUUGUCCACAUAUGCAGCCUUCCUCUCGCAGGACCCGAAAGGGAACUAUGUGGUUCAGAAGGUCAUAUCACUCAAUAACCCUUUAUUCACCCAUAAAAUAUGCCAUCAUCUCAGAGGGUAUUAUGGAACCAUCUCACUUCAGAAAGGAGGCAGUCAUAUCGCCGAGAAAUGCUUGGAUACAGAAUGGAAGAGUUGGGUGAUUGAGGAUUUUUUGAGCAACACCAACACACUAUUGCAAGUUGCUAAAGACGAAUUUGGUAACUAUGUGAUCCAAAAAGCAUUGAACGUCACCAAGAAAUCAGGCAGUCCACUCUACCAGAAACUUUUGUUGCGCCUGCAACCACAUCUUAGCAUUCUGCAGUCAGGAUACGGAAGGAAUGUCUUCAAUUUGAUCACUGGAGGAAGGUCAGUUAAGAAAGUGUAGGUUGGUGUUGAUUCUGUCUUGUUCUCAUUGUGUCUUAACUAUGCUACUUCGUAUGUAAGAGUUAGUGUCUUUUAGUGUUUGACGAAGUAAUUUUGUCUUUAGAGAAUUUAGGCU
Molecule: messenger RNA, 1646 nt
Organism: Populus nigra (black poplar)
Lineage: Eukaryota; Viridiplantae; Streptophyta; Magnoliopsida; Malpighiales; Salicaceae
Product: putative pumilio homolog 8, chloroplastic
Exons: 1
Coding region: 21-1532 (503 amino acids)
Biological process (GO): post-transcriptional regulation of gene expression
Cellular component (GO): cytoplasm
Molecular function (GO): mRNA binding
Source: RefSeq, a predicted model, not a curated record